This is a messenger RNA of Symbiodinium necroappetens, 728 nucleotides long. The record is from the annotation of a GenBank genome assembly. NCBI's taxonomy places the organism in Eukaryota, Dinophyceae, Suessiales, Symbiodiniaceae.
AUGGGCAUCCGCUUUGUGCGCCUGCUGACCUUGGCACCGGUUAGCACUGCCCUGACCGAGCCGGAAGAAUGCCCGCUGCUGCAGACGGCCAUGCGCAAGGACGGCGCAAACCACAGCGCCGAGUUUGACUGGCCUCGCGAUAAGGAAGAUGGCCUGGACCUAUUGACGGCUGAGGACUGGAAGAUCGCGACGGUUGGUGGACAACUGGCCUGGAGCACGUACAUGCAUCCCGCGAUGACCAAGUACUAUGGCGAUAUCCUGAAGACGGUCGAGGCCAAAGAGCCUUGGACUGGCGAAGAUUUCAUGCUGGCGAGACUCGUCCGAGCCUACGACGGCAAAUGCUGGGUGGCUUUUCGAGGGACCUACAACAACGCCGGUUGGCGAAUGAACUAUAGGAUCUUCAAGCACCAGGAGAAGGUCAAAACCGUCUUGGGCGAGGAGAUGUGGCUGGCCAGUUCGUGGUUGAAUGGGUACAGACUCCUGGAGCCGGGACUCAAGAGCGCCAUCCAGGACGCUUACCAGAAAGAGUAUUGCACGCCCGAUAACAUGUAUCUUGUGGGACACUCCAUGGGUGGCACCAUGGCAAGCUACGCUGCACUCCUGGAUCUUGUCGGCGAUGGAAGCCAUCAUGCGAAGGGCGUGGUGACUCUGGGCGCCCCACGUCCCUGGCUUGUGACACCAGAGCAGUGCGAGCUCCUUUCUCAAAGGCUGGCGCCUGUUCACCUGCG